This is a messenger RNA of Pygoscelis adeliae (Adelie penguin), 8001 nucleotides long. RefSeq names its product PDZ domain containing 2 (gene PDZD2). NCBI's taxonomy places the organism in Eukaryota, Metazoa, Chordata, Aves, Sphenisciformes, Spheniscidae. Gene Ontology annotation, molecular function: cytokine activity. The record is from RefSeq and is a predicted model, not a curated record.
AUGCCCAUCACACAGGACAACGCAGGGGUCUUCCUCCCCCUCCUGUGCCAGUGGCUGCAGAACAGCCGUCGGGAGGGGGCCGAGGGCACCGAGCAGCAGCUCUGCCGCUCAGCCGUCCAGAAGCUGAGCGAGUACAUCCAGCUCAACUUCUCUGUGGAUGAGAGCAAACUGCAGCCAGGGAGCUGCGGGACUUCAGAUACGGAGAUCUGCACCAUGUACCUGGCCCAGGAGAUGAGAAAAACUGAGGUUCUCGGGUUGAGCUUUGGGAACAUCCCUGCUCUGGGGGACUACGGGGAGAAGCGCCGGGGAGGGAAGAAGAGGAAGGGGCAUAAGGGGCCAGUGCUUGACGUCGGGUGCAUCUGGGUGACGGACUUGAAGAAAAACAGCCCGGCCGGGAAGUGCGGGAGAGUGCGCCUGAAAGACGAGAUCCUUUCUCUGAAUGGCCAGUUGAUGGUUGGCGAGGAGGCGACUGGAGCCAGUUACCUGGCCGAGCAGUGCUGGAAUGGCGGCUUCGUCUACCUGAUCAUGUUGCGCCGUAUCAAGCGCAAGGCCCCUCUUCCUCCCUCCAACGGCAACAACAGCAACAGCUGCGACCCCAAAGCCAAGCCCAGCCCCGAACCCAGUGACAGAGCUGCUCAAAAUGGGAAAAGGACCAGGAAGUUUGGGGUCAUCACCAGAACACCAGGCAGCAAGGAUGGCAAAGAAAAGCCAGGCUCAGAACACGGGAACGGGCACUGCACCCCGAUGGAGGUGGAGGUUGCUCAGCCGGAGACCUCCGAAGCAGAAAGCAACGGGGAGGAGCAGUUUCGGGGCACCGGGGGACAGUACCGGUGCCGGCUGUCAGAUUGUGGCAUGCCAGACAUUGGUGACCAGUCUGCCCAGCGAGAAGGUUGCCGCAUAUGGAAGAUGCACAUCCUGAAGGGGAUGGACGGGCUGGGAAUCCAGAUAACAGGAGGCAGAGGGUCGAAGCGGUCCCCUCACAGCAUCAUCGUCACCCACGUGGAGGAAGGUGGCUCUGCACACAGGGAUGGCAGGCUGACGGCGGGGGAUGAGCUCCUCAUGAUCAACGGGCAGUCGCUGGUUGGGCUCUCCCACCAGGACGCUGUGGCCCUCCUUCGCUCGGCUGCUGGCCUGGUGCAGCUGGUGGUCGCUAGCAAGGAAUCUGCUGAAGGGGAUUUUCUGAAGUACCCAUCUACCAGUUUGCCAGACUUGCUUAGCACUUGCUCAGUCCAAGACUCUGUCUCUUGCACUGACAAUAAGGAAAAUGAAGAGCCAGAAGAAGAAGAUGUGAAAGGAGUGAAUGUGUCUCCUGAAAAACUGGUCGCUGUGAUGGAAACUGAGAAGUCUCAAGAUCCAGCUUGUGCAGAAGUGUGCAAAGGAAACAACCAGAAUCCAACUCUUGGAAGUGGCAUACUGAAAUACAGAAGUCGAUCCCAAGGUGCCGGAUCCCGCUUGGAGUCCGUGGGAGAAGACGAUGAGCUGACAGUGGAAAACGGUGAAUCGAGUUACGAAAUAGCAGUGAAAUAUUCCCGGGGUGGAAGAAAGCACUCGCUGCCUCAGCAGCUGGAAUCGGCAGGAGCCAGGCAGGACUACCAUAUUGUGAAGAAAUCCACCCGUUCCUUCAGUGCUGCACAAGUGGAAUCUCCAUGGAGACUGACCCAGCCCUCCAUCAUUUCCAACAUCGUCCUGAUGAAAGGGCAAGGCAAGGGUCUUGGAUUCAGCAUUGUGGGAGGGCAGGAUUCUGCUCGCGGACGCAUGGGGAUUUUUGUGAAGACUAUAUUCCCAAAUGGAGCAGCAGCUGCUGAUGGAAGGCUUAAAGAAGGGGAUGAAAUCCUAGAAGUUAAUGGAGAGUCUCUACAAGGGCUGACCCAUCAGGAGGCCAUUCAGAGGUUUAAGCAACUCAAGAAAGGAGUGGUGACCCUGACGGUGCGCACACGGCUGCGCAGCCCAAGCCUCACACCCUGUGCGACUCCCACCUUGCUGAGCCGCUCCAGCUCCCCCAGCUCCAGCGCCAGCGGUGGCACGCCGGUCCCUGGCCCCGACGAGGUGGAUGGUUCGUCCUCCAGCCGCAAAGGACCCGGCCCGAAGGACAGGAUCGUCAUGGAUGUGACGCUCAAUAAAGAGCCAGGGGUUGGGCUUGGCAUUGGUGCCUGUUGUCUCACGCUGGAAAACAGUUCUCCGGGGAUAUACAUUCACAGCCUGGCCCCAGGAUCAGUGGCUAAAAUGGAUGGCAGAUUAAGUCGGGGUGACCAGAUCCUGGAGGCAGAUUCAGUGAGCCUGCGUCAUGCGGCGUUAAGUGAAGCCUACGCCAUCCUGAGCGAAUGUGGUCCAGGUCCGGUCAGCCUUAUCAUUAGUCGGCAUCCUAACCCAAAGGUUUCUGAGCAGGAGAUGGAUGAAGCAAUCGCACGUACCACCCACCGAGAGAGCAAGGACGCCAGCUCCGCUCACGUCACAGGAGCUGUACAAAAAAGCCCAUCUCCUAAUGUGAAGGCCAAACAAGGAGAGACCUCAUCUCCCCUCAGCUGGACUAUGAAACGCUUUCUGGAGCCAGCAAGCCGGGGAUCUGUCAGCUCCGAGGCAGAGCUUUCCCAGUACUUCUCACACGACAGUACGAGCCAGCUCUCGUUUUCUGAUGCUGUAACUGGCUCCUGCGACGAAGAGCAGCUCCGUCAGAAGAGCAGAAACAGUUUGUUGGAUGAUGGCUCUCUUCUUCCUGGCAACCUGACUGCUAGAGAAGCAGGAGCGGCAAAAGCAAAUGGUCUGGCUUCUCCAACUAGUGGGAGAUCAUCCGGCCUUCACAACAAGCACGUGGAGUCUGUCCGACCCGGCAUCCUCAGCGACAGCCCCAAAUCUGCCCGCAGCCCCUUUCAUCGGCAGAGGAGGGUUGUUUUCUACGAUGGUGACGUUAGUGACGAUGACGAAAGCUCCCACGUGCAAAGAAGCCAGAGGGCCAAGAGCCAGGAGGAUGCUGGCAUUGUCAUUACAACCUCGUCUGUAGAAAUCAAUGAUGAGAGCCAGGACAGUGAAUCAACUAGACAUAGUAGCACAGAGACGUCUUCCCCUGUCUUCAGCAACUCCGUGGAGUCUGCAGACAGCUCGCUGGAGCAAAUUGACUCUCCUUUCUUCCCCAUCAUAGCAUUCGAUUACUCAAGUGUGCCUGAAGUUCGUCUUGGCAGCCUGAGUUUGAAGGAGCUCCGGGAAGCACAACUCGAAUCUAAGAGGUCGCCAAAACUUGAGCACAGAGCAGUCACGAGAGUGAAAAGCAUGAUGAGCACUGAGUGCCGAAGCCUUCAGAGACAGAGGACAGAGGAGCAUGGCUCUUAUAACAAGCCUGUGGCGAGGACGCUCCCUCACAGCAAGAAGUGUGAAGCACCUGAUGGGGCCGGGCAGGGCCAGGGUGAAGUAGUCACUCUGGUUCGCAAUGAGCACGAGUCAUUCGGCCUGGAUUUGGAAAUCCAGGCCAUACCCUUAAAGGUUGUUGUCACAGGACUGCGGCCAGGUGGAGCAGCAGAAAUGGGAUCAAUGGGCAAGAUGGCUGUAGGAGAUGAGAUUACCACCAUCAACAGUAUCCCAGUCAGUAAGAUGACGUACGAGGAAAUCUGCUUGCUUAUGCAGUGUCUUCCCACAUCCGUAACCCUGGAGAUCCAGAAAGCAGCAUCAGCUGUCAGCAGAUUUACAAACCUCAUCCUGUCUCCAGGGGUAGACAGUCAAAAUCAGGCUGAUGUCAACAGCGUCCUCGCAACUGAGGAAGAACCGAGUGCUGGGAAGCGAGAAGUAGCAGGUUUGCAAAAUGCUGGUGGCGGCUGCGCGGUGGAGAGAACAACACUGCCACCUGAUGCCACGAGCAAAGACGUGCAAAGAGGUACCAUGAAAAGCAGCUGCGCCGAGGACUGCGCUGCCAUCCCCAUCACCGAUAUCGAUGACUUGCUCAGCCAAAUGGGUGCUCCCGAGAGCAGGGCUUCGCGCACCCCGUCGCGAGCGGAAAGCCCCCUCCGAGAUGAGUACACCACGAUGUGCUGCUGUGGGACUGACGAAGGCUGUCCCGGAUCUGAGGCACGACCAGCCAAGGAGGAGCUGCUGGAAAAAACUAUGAAUUGUGGAGCUAAUGCACAAGGGGUUUUGGGGCUGUCUGUGUUGGACUCCAUUAACACAGGCAAACUUUUUACUGUGAAUAAAAACUCUUUAAAUAACUAUUCUAGGAAUUUUAGCAGUUUAAAUGAGGAUGAGUUGCCUACAGCGAACUCUCUGGAAGGUAAGAGAAGCGACCCCUUUCCAAAGUCUAUGUAUGGGGCUGCGGAGGAUUCUCACUCAGACGCAGAGUCUGUCACAGAAACCUUUGAUAGUGCUAAUGAGGGGUUGCUUGGGCCGUGCACUGCUGCUAAUGCCCCUGCAGUCUGUACUGUAAUGGAGUCGGAUGAGGAGCAAAUUGAGAUUUGUUGCAUGAACGAUGAGCCGCAAAAGCCCACACAGGAGCAGCAUCUCACAUCUGCAACAAGCUCAUCCUCUCUGUCCCCACUGCAACCUUACAGUAGCAAAGUUUUGCAAACUGAGGGCUGUGCAAUGUGUGGGUCACUGGAGACAAGCAUCAACAAACUAGGCUUGGAAGAUCAUGGUGGUCCCACUCCAUGUCCCUCACAGUGUUCAGAUGUGUCCUCUGCAUCCUUGUGUUCUCCUUCCUCAGUUUUCCUGCCAGAAAGAGACAUCCUAAAGAAUUCAGUCAGUAUCCCUGAAGUUUACUCUUUCUGUAACAAUGGUGCCUUAAGUACAGAAGAACAGAUAGGUUUGGGGAACAGUAACGGACAUAUGAAGUGCUGUGAAUCUAUCGAAGAGGAAGGGUCUCUGCACUGCAAAAAGACAAGCUUUUGCUCUGCUAGAAAUGUCAAUGGUUUAGAGAACAACUUGCUUGAGAAAGAAGGAUGUCGUGAUGAGCAGAGAUCCAAAUCUGAAAGCGAAACAGUGGUUGAUGACUGUAAUCAUGCUGUUAGUUAUUGCUUAUUGAAGAAAGAAACCAACAGUUUGUCCAGCUCGUCUAAAACAGACAGCAAUCAUGUGAACGCAUCAUCACCAAGAGCAAUAUCACUCAGGUCUCCCUUUCCCACUAGAUCUAAAGAUCCAAAGGCUAAUACAACUCAUGACUUGCCAGGGAAAAAUGAGAAAAUUAACUCUGUGACUUCAGGAAGGACUUCCAACGGAAAAGUCCAAAGCUCAGGCACAAAUCACUGCAAAGGAGCUGCAGUACCGCACAGCCCAUCCUCACAGAAAAAAUCCUGUCAGGAAUCUAAGGGAAUGGCACAAAAAAGUAUAAUGGACACCCUUUUAAAUAACCAGAAGGCCAAAGCAGGACCAAAGCUAAAAGGGUUCGCCAUCAAAAGCAAAGCAAAGGCAAAUUCGGAUUCUUCUGGCAUUAAUCCUACCAAAGUCAGUGGGGCUGAUCAGAAAAGGAUUUCUGUUUCUCCACAGCUGUCCCCUAAACUCCUGGGGAAGAAAACACCAUUGUCCCGUAAUACACCUACAAACCCAGAUCCUGGCAAGAACAUUUCAGCAGCCUCAAGGACUCUGAAGUCAGAGCUAGAAAAUAAACCAUUGCUGGUCAUUUCUGAAGAUUCACUUCUGCCUCUCCUGAAUGGCACCGGCAGCCCAACAGCGAGCAGUGAAAUGAAGUGUGGCUGUGGGGAGCUAACAGACCUGCAGCAGGCAUGGGAAAAGCCAAAAGAAAAGCAAGUUUCCAUGCAGCCUGCAGUGUGUCAGGGUAAGGGUGUUAAGGUGGAUGAUUUCAGAGCCAGAGAUGGUCAGUCCAAAGUCUCUUCAUCUCCUCAGGGGACACCAAAAGUUGAAUAUGUGAAAGGGAGGACUGAGAACCCUGUAACAGGCCUGAACACGAUCAAGAACAUCUAUAGUGCAGAUGACCUUGGGCAAUUAGAUCUGCAAAACAUAGGGCAGGAGAUCCAGCGUACUUUCAUUGAGGUGAAGCUUUCCUCCUCAUCAUCCUCUUCCUCCUCUUCCUCUGCCUCUUCCUCACCAGCAUCGUUUUUGCAGCUGCCAUUGCUGGAGAAAACAGAAGAGGCGAACGCAGAAGUGCCUCGGCUGACUGAGGAGAUGGGGACCAUCCAGUAUUUCUCAAAAGCGGAUACUGCCGGAGACAGAAAUCUCUAUGGCUUGUCAAAACCUGUCACGAGGACUUACUCGAUGCCAGCCCAGUUAUCAGGUCACUUGAGGGAGGACUGCCAUGUUGCAGAGGUUCAUCCCAUGCAAGGACCCCGGGGCCACGCUGCAGAGGAGAAAUACUCUCAGGCGGUGACAGGAAUGUUAAAGAUGGUCCAUCUCAACCCGCCGAAUGUCCAGAGUGGGAAGGAGCAGGCAUACGCCUCCAAAAGCACCCAGAGAGUCCAUGACACCUCCCCCUCAGCCAGUGACAUUAGCUGCCCUGCCACCGAUAAGCUGAGGAACUUCAGGAGGAAUUACUACUACUAUGAGCUGAACUGGCCACAUGAACCUACCUCAUCCUUCUCUGUCAAACAGAGGAUCAAAUCCUUUGAAAACCUGGCAAAUUUCGACCGGCCCAUCGUGAAGGCUAUCGAUAUACACUCGGCUGCAAGGUCCCCCCUCACCAGGAGGUCGUGUGGUGGGAUGGCCACCGCAGCCAGCCCUGCCGAGACACCACGGGCCUUGCGGCGCAGCUUGAGCUCCUACGGCGGCAGCCCGAGCCCAUCCAACUCCAUGGCCAAGUCUCCCACCAGUGCAGAGCCCACGCGUGUGGCAGAGGGCAGCAAGGGGGAAGGAAAGCCCCAGAGGAGCGAGGAGGGUGGCGCUGGGGCAGACGUGACCGCCUUUUCCCCCUCGGCCUCACAGGCGCGCCGCAGCCGGGGUCUGGGGCGGCCACCGCUGUCCCGCUCCAGGCUGCGGGAGCUGAGGGCCCUCAGCAUGCCCGACCUGGACAAGUUGUGUGGAGAGGGCUUCUCGGGGCCGCCGCAGCCUGCCUGCUUCAAGACGGAGCUGGAAAUCACACCCCGCAGAGCCCUCGGCACACCUGCCCGGAGUGAUGCAGCCACGCCAGCCCACUGCGGCCCCACUGAAGCUGGUGCGAUGGGGAUGGGUGCCAGCAGCCCUCGGGACAGCGGCUCCGGGACACCGGGGUCUGCCUCGGAUGAUGACGUUCCCCAUGGCAGCUCUCUGGAUGGGGAGCGCUCAGAAAACAGCUGGUCCAUAAGCUUGGAUCAGCUGCUUGUGUCAAGCCUGGACCAGCAAAAACUGCAAUCUGUUUUGUCAGCAGUAGUACCAACAUGUGACGUUGCUGCUAUGCUCCAAGAAGUCAAAGCACAAGUAAAGAGCAAAGAAGACACAUACUUCGUAGUCUUGCACAAAGAAGAAGGAGCUGGCCUGGGAUUUAGUGUUGCUGGAGGAAUAGAUCUGGAACAGAAAUCAGUCACAGUCCACAGAGUGUUUUCAAAGGGAGUGGCAUCUCAAGAAGGGACUAUUCAUCGAGGAGAUCUUGUUCUGUCAAUCAAUAGCAAGUCUCUUGUGAGCUCAGUCCAUGGGGAUGUCCUGAAUGCUCUUCAUCAGGCAAGACUAUACAAAUAUGCAGUCAUUGUCAUCCAGAAGGAAAAAGACAAAGCAAACAAUUCCUCCAGACUUGAGAUAUCCGCUACUGGCAGAAAAUGUGUGAGGUCUGGAAAGGAUGUUUCCAUGGAAAUAGGAACAGAUCCAAACCUGGAUAUGAAUGAUGUCAUCUGUGUUGAAUUAUUGAAAACCUCUGCUGGCUUGGGAUUCAGUCUUGAUGGUGGAAAAGCUUCCAUUGCUGGAGACAGGCCCUUGCUUGUAAAAAGAGUAUUUAAAGGUGGUGCUGCGGAGCAAUCUGGAAACAUAGAAACUGGAGAUGAAAUAAUUGCUGUUAGUGGAAAAUCAUUACUUGGCCUCAUGCAUUACGAUGCCUGGAACAUUAUUAAAUCUGUGCCAGAGGGCCCUGUUCAGUUACUAAUCAGAAAACACAGAACUUCAGUAUGA